Messenger RNA from Helianthus annuus (common sunflower), 900 nucleotides. RefSeq lists its product as uncharacterized. The record is from RefSeq and is a predicted model, not a curated record. The coding region runs from base 143 to 685 and encodes 180 amino acids. The transcript is spliced from 5 exons. Lineage: Eukaryota; Viridiplantae; Streptophyta; Magnoliopsida; Asterales; Asteraceae.
CUAUUAGAAAUUUGAAAACAAGAAAGAAAGAAAGAAAGGGGAAACGAGACGAGACGAGACUAUUCUUCUUCUUGUUCACCCUGCGUGCACACAAACAUAACCCUUAGCUUACGUUUUCCCCUCACUAAAUAUACGUACGAAGAUGAGGAGAUCAGUAAUGUCUGGAAAUUCAAUAGUUGCAACUUCUUCUUCUUCUUCUUCUUCUUCUUCAGAAGCAGAAGGUGAAGGUGUUUAUAUGAACUACGUUCUGUUUUCUGCACUGGUGGCCUUUGCUCUCGCCCAAUCCAUUAAGGUCUUUACCACCUGGUAUAGGGAACACCGUUGGGAUCUUAAGCAACUUAUUGGGUCUGGUGGCAUGCCAUCAUCACAUUCCGCAACAGUCACUGCUCUUGCCGUUGCUGUCGGUUUACAAGAUGGCAUUGGGGGCUCAACCUUUGCAACUGCCCUCAUUUUAGCUACUAUCGUGAUGUAUGAUGCAACCGGUGUACGAUUGCAAGCUGGGCGCCAAGCAGAGGUUCUGAAUCAAAUUGUGUAUGGACUUCCUGCUGAACAUCCCUUAGCUGAAAGCAGUCCAUUACGUGAACUUCUCGGCCACACCCCUCCUCAGGUUAUUGCUGGUGGGUUAUUGGGAAUAAUGACAUCAACAAUCAUUUACUUAAUAUCUCAUUCUGGUAAUAACACUUGAAUUAUGAGGUACCAUAUUAUAUUUCUUACCUAUCUAUGUGUGAUGCAUGCAUUUCUUUUUUAAAGUUUGUAGAUCUGCUUUUCAUGAUCAUUGUAUAUGUUAAAUGGCAAUUUAGUGUAGUGAAAGUACUAUGUUGUCUGGAUUUUAAGCAAUUAGAUAUUUAGAUGCCAAUGUUUUACCUAUGUUUCUAUAGAAACAAAUUUUAUGUUGGUUGA